Molecule: messenger RNA, 2127 nt
Organism: Ilex paraguariensis (yerba mate)
Lineage: Eukaryota; Viridiplantae; Streptophyta; Magnoliopsida; Aquifoliales; Aquifoliaceae
Source: the annotation of a GenBank genome assembly
AUGGCCAUUCAUAUCUCUUCUUCUUCUUCACUUCACUCCCACGGUUCUCGUUUCCUUCUUCAUUCUCCCAUCGCUUCUCCAUCAUGGGUUCGUUGUGCAUCAGUCAAAUCAACGGCCCGUAGGAAUCUUCUCGGAUUCAAUUGCAGAUCGAGCAGUGAUGGCGACUCUGAUUAUUAUUUGGACGCUCCAGUUUCCAUUGGGGAUGGCUUUUCUUUCAGUGGAGGAAAGUACUCAGAUGAGCCGAGUCCGGCGGAUGAAUGGUUCAAGAAAGGGAAGAUUGUGAAAGCUCAUCCUGUUUUUGGAUCUGGCGAGAAGGCAAAGGAUCCCUUUUUUGGACUCACGAUGGGUGGCAGUUCCCAGGCCUCUGAUGAUUUGUUCAGAUGGUUUUGCGUUGAAAGUGGCAGUGCUGAUAAUCCUCCGAUUUUAUUAAUUCAUGGCUACCCUUCUCAGGCAUAUUCUUAUCGCAAGGUUCUUCCCAUAAUUUCAAAGGACUAUCAUGCCAUUGCUUUUGAUUGGAUAGGCUUUGGAUUUUCGGAUAAGCCCCAGCCCAGAUAUGGUUUCGAUUACACUCUGGAUGAAUAUGUGUCAUCUUUGGAAUCUCUCAUUGAUGAACUUGGCAUCAACAAAGUUUCUAUUGUUGCUCAGGGCUAUUUUUCACCAGUUGUUGUCAAGUAUGCUAACAGUCAUCAAGAAAAGAUAAAUGAUUUGAUACUUCUCAACCCACCUCUAACGGGCAAACAUGCCAACCUGCCAAUAACACUCUCCAUAUUCAGCAACUUUUUGUUGGGUGAAAUUUUUUCUCAGGAUCCUUUAAGGGCCAGCGAUAAAGCUUUGACAAGCUGUGGUCCUUACGAAAUGAAAGAAGAUGACGCAAUGGUUUAUAGAAGACCUUACCUAACUUCUGGGUCGUCAGGUUUCGCACUGAACGCAAUUACUAGGUCGAUGAAGAAGGAACUUAAGGUGUGAUUUUCUUUCCCUUCCCACUUAUUAUGUCUCGUUGCAAGACGUUUCCUUUUUAUUAACAAAGGGUUCAAUUGGGUUUUACGAAAGCAAUCUUUGGCUGCAUAAUGAAAUGCAUGUGUCUAAAGUACACUUCAAAAUUCGUUAUCUGGACAGGGGAGGAACCUCUAAGUUUUAGUGGAACAAAAGAAUGUAAACAUAUGAGUAAUUUAAAAAAAAACUGUUGUAUUCAUGCUGGAUGUGUAUAAGGAACUUCUUUAAAAUCCUUAGACACACAUUAAACGCACUUAGGGAGAAUGAUUCAGAUAAUUUUUCUAUCGGUCCUUUUUACUCUAACAAGCUCCUUAAGAGAUGAUCAAAGUAAAGCGUAAUUCUGGGAUACAUAUGGGAGGACUUUAUAGUCGAUAUUUUUAUGGCUUUGGCCAUAAUAAUUGAUGAGACGUGUCCGCAAUCAAAUGGGCAAGCAACAUGUGUCCUUGGCACCAUUGGUCCAUCUCGGCGUAUUGUCCUGGAGGGGUUGUUGUGACCUCAACGAAAGGAGGUACCUCGGUGUGCUUUGCCUUCCCUCUAUUUGUUGUCCACGUCACCUCGCCAUACAUGUAGCACAUCGGCACUUGGUGAACAGUUACCCCGAUGCUUAGUCCUAGCCAAUAGAUGAGUUGAGAUCUCGAGAAAAAUAGGAAAGGACCAACUGAGAUAAGUAUACUCAUGAUCGAGGAAAAGUAGCUUCUGAGGAUCAUGAUUUGAUAGAGAAAUAGACUAUCAGUUAUUGGUUCCCUUCUCUAAGGCAAUCAGAAUGUUCAGAAAGGCAAUUGAAUGACCAAUGAUAAAGGCGUAUAACGUACGAAACAAUUAAUUCUUGACCCCUUGAGGGGGGAUUGAUGAAAAUACCCCUACGCGUGCACAAACAUGCCCAAGGCACAUUAAAUGAUUAUGCAUGGGCGUGGGGUGUAUUCAUUGCUCAGCGGAGCCAAGAAAUAUACAUUAAAUACUCGGGGAAACGAGUGUAGGACUACAGAAGGUUCUAAUACUAGGAAAAGCUGAAACUCUGAUUAAGGUCUGCGCACCAGAUGUUGUCUUCUGUACGAGCCAAUUAGGUGUUUUUCGUCCAAUGGGAUCCAGUUGUCCGCCUUGAUUCAUUCUUGGAAGGUAUAAAUAGCACCCUCA